UGUAAAUAGUGUUUUUUUAAAUUCUGAUUAAACACUAAACCGGAACUACUUACCAAAAUUUUUUUUUCUAUAAUAAAUAAAAAUCUUCCGUUUUUCAAUAAAAAACUACAAUAUUCAUUAUGUUACUAUUAUUUAAAAGAAAUUUAAUAAUAUGAAGCUCUAACUUUGCAAUGUUUUGUAUUCAAACAUUAUUUGGCACCGCGCCAAUUCAAUUCCCGAAAUAGCCGGCGUUAAACGAUUUACAGUGCAUAUACGCCAUACCACCCUCUGGAACAACAUAUAAUAGCAAUUUUAAGACUAUGGAACGGCAACUUCCAGUCCACUCAAGUUUCCAUGGAUCAAUAAGAAGCAGAGACUCAACAUCAACUGUAGAAAGUGACCCAAGAGAGAAAAUCAAAGAUUGUUUCAGAAAAUUCAUUGCUUUUAUGUUUACUCAAGUGGGUGUCGGUGCGCUUGUAGUGUGCUAUGCAAUAUUGGGAGCAGCAGGCUUUAUGCACAUUGAGAAAGACAACCCUGACUUGCAGUUGGAGGAUGUGAAGAAUUGGAGAUUGAACUGUGCCGAGAAAUUGUGGAAUAUUACAGUGAGCGUAAACAUCUUCAAUGAGACUGUAUGGAUGCACAAAGUAAACAAUGUGUUAAAGUUAUUCCAAAACAACAUCACCAUUGCUGUCCACACAGGUUACAGUGGGAGGACUGCUGAGGAUAUCUGGUCAUUCCCUGCCGCUCUAAUGUACUCUCUUUCUGUGUUCACCAUGAUUGGUUACGGGAAUAUAGUACCUAAGUCUGUAUGGGGCAAAAUUGUGACUAUAGCAUAUGCAUGUUUUGGUAUACCAAUCUAUGUUUUGUAUUUCUGUAACAUGGGCAAGGUGCUUGCUAAGACUUUCAAGUGGUUAUAUAUUACUGCACAUGAAUGUAGCCGUAGGGAUGACCCUUUAUUUGAGGAUGGUGAGAUACAGCCGAAAAAAAAAAUAACAGUGCCGUCAACAGCUUGUCUCUGGGUCAUAUCAUUUUACAUCUUAACAGGUACCAUAAUGUUUGGGGCCUGGGAGAAAUGGAACUAUUUGGACUCAACAUAUUUCUGUGUUAUAAGUUUAUGCAAGAUUGGCUUUGGAGACUUUGUACCGGGAGCGAAUAUAUCUGAUUCUGCUGGUGGUUCUCACUUGAAGUUAGUCAUAAACUUCAUAUAUGUCCUUCUUGGUAUGGGCUUGGUGGCCAUGUGCUACAAUCUUAUGUGUGAAGAUGUGAGGGUCAAAGUCAGAGAGCUUAGAGAGGACUUGAAGAAUUGUCUCGAUGAUAUCACCUUGAAAAUAACAGUGUGCAUGAAUGAUACAAAAUAUUACCAUCAGAAACAAAGUAGAAAUUUAAAAUGAUAUGGCGUUACAAGAAUAAGUUGCUUGUAUACUUUUUAAUUCUUCAAAAGAAGUUUGAUAAACUGCUUAGAACUAAUAAUUGAGAAGUGAACUGAAAUUACCUUUAGUACAAAGUCUCUCUCUUUUUCUCUCUUAUUGUUAAUCAAAUAUUGUCACACUUUCAUUGGUUAAAGCUAAGAAAUGGAGGAAUUUAUGUAAAAUUAUGACAUUUUAAUUUGUUCUAAAGUGUACUUUUUUUUAAUGAAUAGAGUAAAAAUUUUGCAUUUCAUAAAAUAUAAGUAAUCAAUGUUUAAUAACUUCCUUUCUAUUUUCAUAGAAAUAAGAAAGUGGCAGAAUUGAGCAGCAUUAUUUGUUAUCACCAAAUAUUUAAUAUAUGAUAUGUAUGGUAUGGUACUAUUAACUCUGUGCCAGAGUAGUUUGUAGAGAGUUUUUUUCCAGAGUCUACAUGUACUCUUUCUUUUUAUAUUUAUAAAUAUUUAUUUAAGUUGAUUAUAAUAAAAUUGUCUUAUGUUGCUUAUAUUGAAGCAUGCAUUUGUGAUUUGUUAUGAAUACAUAAUUUAUUUUUAAUU
Galleria mellonella (greater wax moth) is the source of this 1939-nucleotide messenger RNA. Its product is annotated as TWiK family of potassium channels protein 7. The transcript has a single exon. Lineage: Eukaryota; Metazoa; Arthropoda; Insecta; Lepidoptera; Pyralidae. Gene Ontology annotation, cellular component: membrane. Gene Ontology annotation, biological process: potassium ion transmembrane transport; stabilization of membrane potential. The record is from RefSeq and is a predicted model, not a curated record. Gene Ontology annotation, molecular function: potassium ion leak channel activity. The coding region runs from base 300 to 1370 and encodes 356 amino acids.